AUGGCCAAUCCAUCGACACCCCAAACUGCAGACUUUACAUCUUCACCGCUGAAAAGGACCAAGAUAGUCCUGUUAGGCGACCAGUCAGUUGGCAAGACAUCCCUUAUCACCCGAUUCAUGUACGACACGUUUGACAAUACCUACCAGGCGACUAUCGGAAUCGAUUUCCUAAGUAAAACCAUGUAUCUGGAGGACAGAACUGUUCGACUACAACUCUGGGAUACUGCUGGUCAGGAGAGAUUCAGGUCGCUCAUUCCCUCGUACAUCCGAGACUCCUCGGUAGCCAUUGUUGUAUACGACAUUACAAAUCGAGCCUCUUUCCUGUCAACUUCAAAAUGGAUAGACGAUGUGCGCUCAGAGAGAGGAAACGAUGUUAUCAUUGUCCUCGUCGGUAACAAAGCGGACCUCUCUGACAAACGCCAAGUCACGCACGAAGAGGCGUCAACCAAAGCAACACAACUCAAUCUCAUGUUCAUGGAAACAUCCGCAAAGGCUGGCCACAAUGUCAAGAGUUUAUUCAAGAAGAUUGCCAUGGCGCUCCCUGGAAUGGAUAACGGUGCGGGAUCUACCGGGCCGGCUGGGGUAGAGGCAGUUGCGCAGAAAAUUGAUGUUUCGGAAUCAGCUGCAAAAGUGCCAGAGGCUAGCCAAUGUCAGUGCUGA
This is a messenger RNA of Serendipita indica DSM 11827, 660 nucleotides long. The record is from the annotation of a GenBank genome assembly. Lineage: Eukaryota; Fungi; Basidiomycota; Agaricomycetes; Sebacinales; Serendipitaceae.